GCGCGCCUUCCUUCCUUUUGUUCUUUCUUUCGGAAGACUCGAUCGGCAACGCGCCAUGCUGUCGGCGUCGGAUCCGUACUACGUGGCGAAGGAGGAGGUGGCCAAGGCCAUGGACAAGCUCCGAGGCCUGCACCAGGACUGGAAGCGGCUACUGCACACGGAGGAUACCGCCCGGUCACAGCGGUUCCAGCGGACGCAUGAGGAGCUCACAGGCGAGCUGGAGCAGCUGGGCCUGGACCUGGAUGACAUCCAUGCCACCAUCGGCAUGGUGGAGGGCAACCGCGGCACCUUCCAGCUCACAGACGCGGAGCUGCAGAGCCGGAAGCGCUUCGUGGCGGAGUCCAGGAGGACCUUGGAGGAGUUCCAAAAGGACGUCCGCGGGCCACAGACACGGGCAAAGCUUGAGAGCGACAAGAAGGCCAUGCUGUCGUUCGCGGCCUCCAACGCGCGGUCUCGAGAAGAACGGCAAAAGAGUGCGGUGCAGGACAACCAAGCCUUCUUGGAUCGGCAGCGGCAGCAGCAGACCCAGCUGAGAGCAGAACAAGACCAGGACUUGGAGAUGCUCUCGAUGAGCGCGCAGCGUCUGGGCAACACGGCGCAGAUCAUCAAUGUGGAGCUGAAGGAGCAGCAGAAAAUGCUGGAAGAGUUAGACGAGGACAUCGACAGAGAAGCUGAGAAGCUCAACUUUGUCAUGAAGCGCAUGGGCAAACUGCUGAAGACCAGCGACAGCAAGCAGCUGUGCCUCAUCAUCGGCCUGACGGCCUUGAUGGCGUUUCUGAUCUUCCUGGUCAUCAACACAUGAGCUUUGCGCUUUGCGCUUUGCGCUUUGCGCUUUGCGCUUUGCUUCCCCUGUGCGAGUCCGGCGCUGGCUGCACCCGCCAGCCAAGUACAGCCGCUGGCCACGGUUCACGCCGACAAAAUGGUUUGCCAACUGAGAC
Effrenium voratum is the source of this 938-nucleotide messenger RNA. The record is from the annotation of a GenBank genome assembly. Lineage: Eukaryota; Dinophyceae; Suessiales; Symbiodiniaceae.